UCGACACUCUUGAAAAAUUCUUAGCGGGCCGAGACAUCCACGAAGGGCUCGAUCAAUAAACGCAAAUUCUCGUGGGCAAACAUCAUGGAGGUGGAAGACUCUAUAUCUGUUAAAUUUCGGACAGUCGUCGAAGCACUCAUGCUAAAGACGACAUCAGAGAUUGUGAAGGCUUUUGCUGAUGUCCUGUUGGAGACGAGGAUGGAGGUCUCUCGCAGCUGGAUGGAAAUUGACGACCUCAAGAAGGAGCUGGAACAGAGAGAAAAGCAGCGAGCAGAGCCUAAUUUCAGAAGUCAGACGACUCAAGUGAUUUUCAAAAGUGAAGAAGACGAAAUGGUAGUGUCCCAGCACAGCAAUAUGAUUCUUGAAAGUACAGAAAGCAAGGGUGAAGUGCAAAUAUCUGAAGAUACCAUGGUUGAGGAAACGGAUACCAGACCGGACAGCGUAUCAGUUCAUGAACAAGCAACUUCAAAAAGACUUGAAAAGGCCCAGAUGACCCAUUUAGAACCUAGAUCUAAAAGUGAUAGUACAUCUCCAUCUCAGAAUGUCUUAGAGCAUCAAACAUCUGCCACAGAGGCCCAAGAGUUGCCCAGCCCUUCAGUCAAAGCAGUUUCAGUGGUCAGACCCCAGCAACCGUUGUCUAGCACAGACAUUAUCAUUUUGAGUAAAAGGUCACAAGAAAAGGGGGCAGCGGUUUCAAAGAAAAAGUACAUGCAAAAAAAGAGCUUAUCCACAGAAAGCAACGGUUUAACACAUGCGCUCCGUGACAGGCAUCUCCUGAGCAGCAACAAACCUUGCUUGUGCUGUACUUCAGGCUUCAGAUACUCCACUUCAACGCAGCAAAGUGAGCCAAAAAAGAAUUCACCGGAGGCUUCACGUCUGCACACCUGCUUAGACUGUGGGACAAAGUUCCAGGAAAGGACAGAAUUUAAAAACCACAAGUGCUGCAGCAAGCACAAGUGCACCAGGUGCGGACAGACAUUUAGCAGCCUGAGGAAUCUGAAAAUUCACAAUGGACAUGCAUCCCCUGCACUGAAGAAGCCAUUUCCAUACAAGUGCUAUCUUUGUGAUCACAUGUUUGCUACUCGGUGUGGCUGGAACAUACACAAGAGGAUCCAUGUCCAUGGUCAUGUUCCUGAGAUUGCUCAACAAAACCAUCCAAGCCCUUCACAUUCGUUUACAGUGCCCAAAGAACUAAAGACCAAAGUGGAGGUUCGCUUGGAGAGAAUUUCAGAUGCUCAGCUGGAAGCUGCAUUAUUCCCUAAAGGCUCCUUUUUGCUUAAAGAUGAAAACCGAUUGAGAUCUGUGUCACAAUCCAAGAAAGUUUCCUCAGUUGUGGAACCCACACCACAAACACGGAGCUCUUAUAAACCAUCUGCAGGCACAACCAUGAGUGCACCCAUGUUAAUUAAAGACUCUGUGUCAAAUAAACGUACAGAACUUAUGGAAUGCCAAGCUUCAAGUUCAGGGACUGAAUCAAGUGUGAGGCAGUCAGAUAAUAAGACAGAAGAUUCAGUUUUUCCAACUGCUUCUAGCAAAAAACGGGCAGCGGAAAAGUGGACACAGUCAUUGAAUGCGCAUAGAGUUGACAGUGUGGAGUGUGAUGAAGGUUUAUCCAGUGCAGAUGAAGACUUACCAAAAGGAUUAAAUUCACUUUCAAGGAAACGAAAAAUGUCAGAUUGCAGUCAUGACAUAUACAAUGGUGUGUUUCCUGUUGAGAAAAUUCUUAGAUGGAGAAAUACAAAGGGUCGAAAUGAAGUCAGAAUCAAGUGGAUGCCGUGCUCACUAUGUGGUGCAAAAUGGAAAAACACAUGGGAGCCAGCUGAAAGCUUUAUCUCCUAUAAGGAUGGCAAAAGUGAGGACACUGACAAACGGAAUUAACACUGAAUGUUUUAAAUGCCAUAAGGAUUAGGAACUGGGGAGGUUGGUAAAUGUUCUUACCUUUUGGCAAAAGGCAAAACUAGUACACUAGAUAAGUAUUACCCUGGGAUACAUUAUUCUGCUGACAUAAUACAGCAUGAGUGCUACCACGUGCUCUGGUGUUUCACCCCUUUGCAAGUACUUUUUAGCAAAAUCAUUGCAUAACUUGCGUGUUUGCAAAUAUCUGCAAACAUAAAUUUUGCAGUGAGAACACCUUGUCCAUCAUCCUGAUGUAUAUAAAGCAUUAAUUCAUUGAAAUAAAAUCCAUAAUUAAAACAAAAUUAGCUAAGGGAUUUUGGUAUAUUAAAUGAAAUUAUAUACAAACCAACUAUUAGAAUUUCUGGACAGAAUCCUGGCAUUAUACUUUAAAUAUUUUUUGAUCCCUUGUUUCCUAGGAUUUUUUUUUCUGCACAAGAACAUAUUUUUAAGCAUAUAGGCUGAAAGAUAAGAGCCACCUUAUCAACUUUUUUCAGGUUAUUUAUUUGUUUAUUGCACCAUAGUGCACAAGUUAUUUUAUUUACAUUUUUUUUUUUGUUCUUACAUUUAUAAUUGGCAAAAUAUGUGUCUUGGCUUAAGGCUACUUGGGGAAGAAUCUUACAAUGUGAACAGUAUAUUGACGGUAGUCACAUAACAUAAUAAAAGGCAUGUUUUCUAAAUUCCGCGUAAAUGUAAGAGUAUAAAAUCUGUCUGGGAUGAAGAUUUUGUUCUUUUUGUGGUACAUAAGAAAGCAUCGUAUUGCAUUUUGUUGUGUACAUUGCUUUGAAUAACUGGUUAAAUAUUAAAUAUUCAAUGCUAUUACUGUUCAUCACAUUUGAUGUUUAUGACAUUUUUGUUUUUUAAAACGUUUAGUAGUGAGUUGUCAGUAUUUUAGUAAUGCAAGCAUCCUAUUUUGUUAUUUUAAAUCUUUGAACAGCUGAUUAAGCUACCGGCAAUGCUUACAUGUACUGUAGCUUAGUGG
Molecule: messenger RNA, 2875 nt
Organism: Clarias gariepinus (North African catfish)
Lineage: Eukaryota; Metazoa; Chordata; Actinopteri; Siluriformes; Clariidae
Exons: 7
Coding region: 85-1878 (597 amino acids)
Source: RefSeq, a predicted model, not a curated record